AGAUAUCCCUGCUUAUUUGUUUUGUGUUAAUGUUUGGAAAUGCCAUGCUGUUAUGCUCCUAUUACGCUUCAUCUCUGGCAGUCAUUUGGGGAUUGGUUGCUUUUAGAUCACGUUUUUGUGCAUAUUGGCCACGUUCCAUUGCAUAUUCAUGGGUGGCUAAAGGAACCGUCUGGCUUCUUGGAACUAUAGUGCUCAAAUUCGUUGCUUCUAAAUUAUUAGGAGUUGCAGAUGAUGCGCACAUAAGUAAUCUACUGAAAUCUAAGUUCACCAACUACAAGGAUUUUGACACAUUGAUGUACACAUGUGCUGUGGAGUUUGAUUUCAUGGAAAUUGAGACUCCUCUGAGGUACACGAAAACCUUAUUACUUCCAGUGACUGCCUGCAUUUUUUCUGUUAUAGUUUCAAGGGUGGAUAGGAUGGGAGCUCAAUACUCACCCUCCACCGUACAAGACGUUUAUUGUACUCACAACCUAAGAUUGCCUGAUCGAUUCUUCAAAACCCGAAUAGAGACUUUGAAGGAGCUGCUCUGUUUGUUAAAAGGAAAAAUUCCAGAAGGCUUUGAUGAGUAAGUGUCCAGAAUUUGGCAAUUUGGGUUACGGGCUUCGAAAUACAGUAAAUUAAGCUUUUAUCACAUAGUUUUAAAACUAAUAAGUGAAAGCAUGCAAAAUUCUAAUUGGCAUUUAGAUUUAAUGGGGUCAAGAAGUUAUUUUUAUAAAAGUCAUCAGCACGAAUAACUAAGCAGGCGUCCCGUUACAC
Messenger RNA from Rhincodon typus (whale shark), 756 nucleotides. RefSeq names its product probable C-mannosyltransferase DPY19L1. Gene Ontology annotation, molecular function: mannosyltransferase activity. The transcript has 7 exons. NCBI's taxonomy places the organism in Eukaryota, Metazoa, Chordata, Chondrichthyes, Orectolobiformes, Rhincodontidae. The coding region runs from base 30 to 569 and encodes 179 amino acids. The record is from RefSeq and is a predicted model, not a curated record. Gene Ontology annotation, cellular component: nuclear inner membrane.